Messenger RNA from Capsella rubella, 695 nucleotides. RefSeq lists its product as uncharacterized. Lineage: Eukaryota; Viridiplantae; Streptophyta; Magnoliopsida; Brassicales; Brassicaceae. Bases 1 to 573 code for a protein of 190 amino acids. The transcript is spliced from 3 exons. The record is from RefSeq and is a predicted model, not a curated record.
AUGGAUCAAGGGAAAAUGGAAAGCGAACUUGGUUUCUUGGUUUCUGUGGUGAUCAUAUGUGCAGACAUUACAGCAACAGUCCUCGGGAUCGAAGCCGAGAUUGCUCAAAGCAAGGCACUUCAUCAUCAUCAUCAACAACAACAUUUAAGACAUUCGGAUUCUGGAUGUCGAAGAAACCCGAGCGCUGGAGCAUUUGCUGAGGGAGUAGCUGCAAUGGCGCUUCUGUUUAUAGUCCAUGUCCUAGCCAAUGUGCUUGGAGGCUGCACUUACAUUCGCUCUAAGCAAGAUUUUAACAGAGCAACGGCAAACAAGAUUCUCGCAGUGGCUUUCCUUGUUCUCUCCUGGAUCUUUUUUCUUGUCAGCUACACAGCACUGAUGCUAGGAACAUUGGCCAACUCGAAAUCAAACAGAUUCUGCAACUUGCCGCAUCAUUGGUUUUUCGUUAUUGGCGCCAUAUUUUGCCUAGGACAUGGACUGGUGACUUCAGCAUAUUAUGUUUCAGCCAUUGCUGCUAAGAAAGAAGACAAAGAGAAUAUACAAAAAGAAAAUCCAGCAAUCGUAAGCCGUGCAUAAUAUGUCCUCUUCCUCAACUCCUGCCUUUUCCACACAAAAUGUUUUGUGUAAAUAAACUUAUAUUGCUUCACUUAGCUAAGAAUUUCCUUCCAUUACAUUGAUAAAUCCGCAAUAUUUCAAAA